Messenger RNA from Microsporum canis CBS 113480, 480 nucleotides. RefSeq lists its product as uncharacterized. The record is from RefSeq and is a predicted model, not a curated record. NCBI's taxonomy places the organism in Eukaryota, Fungi, Ascomycota, Eurotiomycetes, Onygenales, Arthrodermataceae. The transcript has a single exon. Bases 1 to 480 code for a protein of 159 amino acids.
AUGGAUGACCAACUCAAAGAGCCUGUCGGAACCAGCUUAACAACGCCAGGGCUAGCAAGCUCUACAACUGAGCCCACCCACAGGCCUAUGUUGGAUAUCUCACUAGGAGGUUACUCUUUUUCCUCUUCUUCUGCAAGGCCGUUACAGGUGGCCCUAACCAUACAACUGAUCAACACCCUUCUCGCCAAAAUAAAGUCAUCCCUCCAGCGCAUGGCUUCCCCACAGACGGCAUCUACGCCACUCGGAGCUGCUCAAAAUAUAUCGAGUAGGGAGUGUUCCCAUAUGCUCCAAUACCAAGCGCACCCGACGAGCGACCCCCAUCGCCUAUCCGGAUGCGCAAGGCAGCCCAGCACCCCGAGUUUUUUUACUGCCAAUAUCAAUAGCAUGGUCUGGAGAGCACUGAAGGAGAUGGACCAGAUGGACUCGGGCCUGCACGGGAAAAUCGCCUCCAUCCAGCAAUGGACGAUUGAAAAGAAUUGA